GGUUUGUGUAUACUGAAUAGCACGUGUUCUUUGAAUCAUUCCUUUUUCAUCCGUCUGUCGUCAGAUCAGUGUUAACUGUUUUAUGAAAUUUCAUCCAUACAUUUAUAAUGAAAGUAAAAACUGUUCCAUCAAAAAAAAUGCCUUCAAAAAAACUUUUAGGAGGGGCUAUACAGAAAAAAAAGUUUUCGAAACCUACUGGUGGAGUUUUGAAAAACAUAGUGAAAAUCUCUGAUGCGUUUGAAGAUCUGAAGUCUGGCAACGAUCUUACAGGGAUAUCUUGUUCAAAAGAGCCUAAACAAGUUAAAAAAAGUGCAGCUAAGGAUAAAAUAAAAGCAGACGGUAAGGUACCUAAAAAUAAAGUUGACGUUAAGAAAAAAGGGGACAAGAAGACUGUUGUGGAACCCAAACAGAAGAAACCUAAGAAAGAUAUAGCUGAUGGUGCAUCAAAACUUUCAAUGAAAUCAAAGGUACUGGAAUCCAAACUAACGACGGAAGUGAAUACUAAUGAGAGCGAUCCUAAACUUGAUAUAAAAAAAGUUGAGGCAGCUGUCAAUGGACUUUUUACAUUGAUAAAAAAUGAUUCAACUUUACCUAAAAAUGAAUUAUGGGACGAUGCUACACCUAUACAUUUAGUAAUUACUGCAGUUAAAAUGGGAGUCGGUCCAAAACGUGUUGUUCGAAUUGCAUUACCGAAUUCACUGAUAACUGAUACAACAGAUAUAUGCCUCAUAGUACCAGAUCUUGUGCGUGGUCGGAAUGUGGACCAUGAGAAAACUUAUCAUCAUUAUAAAGAUUUAUUGGCUAAAAAUGGCAUUAAAAAUAUAAAAACUAUUUUGCCUGCAAGACAAAUUCGAGUGGAGUUUAAUGAAUAUGAGGCUAGAAGAAAUUUGUGUAAUUCACAUGAUAUAUUUUUAAUUGAUCAGAAAAUAAGUGGAUUUUUGGUUAAGAAAUUAGGAAAAGAAUUUUAUAUUAAAAGAAAGCUCCCAAUUACUGUUAAAUUGGCAAAAAAGCACUUAAAAGCUGAAAUAGAAUCAAAGUUACAUAAAACAUCUUUUUUCCUCGAUUACAAGGGCACUACAAAAACUGUUCAAGUUGGUCAUAUGAAACAAACUGCUCAACAAGUUGCGGAAAAUAUCGUAGCUACCUUUAAUAAUUUAGCACAUAGUUAUCCGGGUGGUCUAAAAAAUAUCAGGUGUCUGUUGAUUAAAGGUCCAACAUCUGAAUCGUUACCUGUAUAUUAUUCAUUGAUAUCUAGGAAUGAAGUUCAAGGACCAUAUACUAAAUCUAAAUUGUAUUCUAAGGAUAAAGAAGUUGAAGGUGAAUUGUUUGGAAAACGUGUAUUAGUAAAACCAAAUGGUGAUGUCACAGUUUUGUCGGGAUCUGAAGAAGAAUCAGAUUUUGAUGAUGACGAUGAUGUUAAUGUUAAUGUUAAAAAAAAUAAACAAAAUGACAGUGACGAAUCUGGUAUUGAGGAUGAUAAUGAAGAGGAUGAAAAAUCUGACGUUUCAAUAGAUGAUGAAAUUGAGAAGGAUGAAAUUAAAAAUGAUGGUUUAGAAUCUGAUGAAGCUGAUUCUGAAGGUGAAAAGGGUGAUGACGCUGAAGAAGAAUACUUGAUGGAAUUUGAAGAAACUAAAAAAUUACAGUCAAAAAAGAAAAAGAAGCAAGAAAAGGAAGAAACUAUUGACACAAAUGUAGAAAAGGAUAUUCCACAAAACAAAAAUAAAAAUAAAAAUAAAUCCCCAAAAGCUAUAAAUAACAAAAUUACUAAAGCAAUCAAAAAGAAAAAAUCAAUGAAGUAA
Molecule: messenger RNA, 1799 nt
Organism: Myzus persicae (green peach aphid)
Lineage: Eukaryota; Metazoa; Arthropoda; Insecta; Hemiptera; Aphididae
Product: ribosomal L1 domain-containing protein CG13096-like
Exons: 11
Coding region: 108-1799 (563 amino acids)
Source: RefSeq, a predicted model, not a curated record